Messenger RNA from Dalotia coriaria, 4870 nucleotides. RefSeq names its product STKc_myosinIII_N_like and MYSc_Myo21 domain-containing protein ninaC (gene ninaC). Gene Ontology annotation, cellular component: myosin complex. NCBI's taxonomy places the organism in Eukaryota, Metazoa, Arthropoda, Insecta, Coleoptera, Staphylinidae. Gene Ontology annotation, biological process: peptidyl-serine phosphorylation; regulation of actin filament length. The record is from RefSeq and is a predicted model, not a curated record. The transcript has 11 exons. Gene Ontology annotation, molecular function: protein serine/threonine kinase activity; protein binding; ATP binding. The coding region runs from base 42 to 4523 and encodes 1493 amino acids.
GAAAUGUUUAGUAGAGAUUCUGAUUCUGUGCAUGCCGGUUUAUGUAUCGGCGACUGGAAGUGGGCACCAUGUCGAAGUUGCAAAUUGAGGAUUUGCCUGAUCCUGAGGAUCGCUUUGUUUUGGAAGAAUGUCUCGCUGUUGGAGUGUGUGGUAAAGUGUACGCCGCUUGCGAUUCGGAAAACAAAAAUCGCAAGGUGGCCAUCAAAAUGUUGAAAAUUACCCGAGAGAGUUUUCUUUACAUCCAAGAAGAAUAUAGAGUUCUCCAGGAAUUUUCAAAUCAUCCAAACUUUCCGGACUAUUAUGGUACGUUUCGCAAAACAGAAGGCAGAGAAGAUGAAGUUUGGUUUGUGAUGGAGUUGUGCGAAGGAGGCUCUGUGCUGGAUUUAGUAAAUAGUUUACUAAAUAAAAACCGACGAAUGUCUGAAGAACACAUUGCUUUCAUUCUUAAAGAAACAAUCAAGGCAAUAACUCAUCUACAUGAACAACGUGUAAUGCACCGCGAUAUAAAAGCAAACAAUAUUCUUCUCACCAAAGAAGGUGAAGUCAAAUUAGUAGAUUUUGGUUUGGCACGACAUUUAAGUAGUACAUUUGGAAAAAGUGAUACACGUCUUGGGUCGCCGUGUUGGAUGGCACCUGAAGUGGUAACAAGUACUCCGCAGGACGAAGAAUCGGGUUACGGAAACCGGGCGGAUGUUUGGGCACUAGGAAUAACUGCUAUUGAGUUGGGUGAUGGAAAAGCCCCAUUUACUGAUAUGCAUCCAACAAGGGCAAUGUUCCAAAUUGUACGAAACCCUCCACCUACCCUGUACCGACCCGCAAAUUGGUCGGAACCAUUCAAUGACUUCGUCAAUGAAUGUUUAGUGAAAAAUCCCGAGCAUCGACCAUUUAUAAUGGAACUUAGCGAGCAUCCUUUUAUGGAAUUAGUGCCGGAGAAUAAUUAUCAUUUAACACAAGAAAUAAAACUACUCCUCUCUGAUAUUGACAAACAUAAGAAAGUACCUACAAAUGACACAUUAGUUUUGACCAAUUUAUAUAAGAGGGCAAGAGAUGAAGAUCUGCAACCUAUGUAUGUAGAAGAUCUAGCCGCCUUAGAGAAAAUCAGCGAAGAGUCAGUUCUGCACGAACUGCACGCUAGAAUGAAGAUGGGCCAAUUUCAUACUUUCAUUGGAAACAUUCUCUUGGUUUUAAAUCCUAAUGUCAAGCAAGAAAUUUAUGGUGAACUGUUUCACAAAAAAUACUCUUGCAAAUCACGAUCGGAAAAUUCUCCACACAUUUAUGCAAUUGCAGAAGGAGCUUACCAAGAUGCUUUACAUCAAAUAAUUCCACAAAACAUAGUAUUAGGAGGAGAAAGUGGGUCCGGAAAAACAACUAACUUUAUGCACUUACUUGAUCACUUGUUGUAUGUUGGACGAAAUGAUAACAUCAACAGUAGUCGGCUUAAAGACGCGAUGAAGCUUAUUCACGCAUUUACGCAUGCUUCAACACCUUACAAUGAUUAUUCCACUCGAGCUGUCUUAAAAGCAGAGGUAACUUUCGGAAGCACUGGAAAGGUAUCCGGUGCUAUAUUCACUAUGAACCAACUUGAAAAAUGGCGCGUUUCAUCAGUUGACAUGACACAAUCAAACUACCACAUGCUAUAUUACUUCUAUGACGGAAUUGAAUCACAAGGCGAUCUUAAGAAAUACCAAUUAGAUUCAGGAAGAAAGUAUCGCUAUCUUCGUGUUCCCGAUGAUAACACUUCUAGAACAAAACCACGUGAUAACCCUCAAGUUAAUGUAAAAAAGUGGGAUACUAUACAAGCAAUUUAUAAAAUGUUUGAUUUUGCUGAAGAACAAAUUGAUAUGAUCAAUAAAGUCUUAGCAGCCACUUUACUCAUAGGAGAUGUUAAAUUUUAUCAGAAUGAUCAGGGCGUAGCAGAAAUUGAAAACGAAGAAGUGGCUGCUGCAGUCGCUAACUUAUUGGGUGCAGAUGAAAAGAAGGUAAUUUGGUCUUUGACAAAUUAUUGUUUGAUCAAGAAAGGAACAGCAGUACGUAGAAGACACAGUUGCGAUGAAGCUAGAGAUGCCAGGGAUGUUUUUGCAAACACCAUGUACAGUCAUAUGGUUGAUUAUGUCAUCAAUUUUAUCAAUCACCGACUAUCUUAUGGAAGGACUAUUUUCGGAGAAAAAUAUUCCGUGCGCUUAUUGGACAUUUACGGUUUUGAAUGCUUCAAAGAAAAUCAUUUAACGCAACUAUUUAUUAAUUGUUUAAAUGAACAAUUGCACUACCAUUUUGUGCAACGUGUGUUUGCUUGGGAGUGUUUAGAAAUGAAUGAAGAAGAUGUUCCGAAUACACCGUUGCAUUAUUAUGAUAACAAAGCUACUUUAGACGAAAUUUUGGGGAAACCAGAAGGUUUAUUGAUGCUUAUCGAUGAUGCUUCCAAAAUGGCUAAUACUGGAGAGUACAUUAUCGAUUACUUAAAAACCCCACAAAGAAAUCAUAUAAGUGUCGUUGGGGCUAUGGAAUUUUCUGUUUCACAUUACACAGGAAAAGUUACCUACAACGCAAAAGAAAUGCCCGAUAGGAACAGAGAUUUCCUACCUCCCGAGGUGAUUGAAACUCUAAGACUAUCCAAAAACAAACACAUUAAAGCAUUGUUUACUGGUAAACUGACAAGAACUGGAAACCUUACAACUUCCUUUGAAGGAUCACUACCUAAAAGCAAGAGUAGAUUAAAGUUUUCAUCGUCCUCUGAUGAAGAUAAUCAAAAGGGUGGAAACCAAGAACAACAAUUUUCACAAAUUACCAAAAUGCGUACAACCGUAGCAACGUUUAGGUCCCUGUGUUUGAAUUUAUUGAAAGAGCUAUCGGUAGGUGGAUCGGCGGGCGGCACUCAUUUCGUCCGUUGUCUACGUUCUGACCUAGAUGGACAACCCCGUGGUUUCCAUAUGGAAAUUGUAAAGCAACAGCUUCGAGCCAUGGCGGUUGUCGAUACAGUUAAAGCACGCCAAAAGGGCUAUCCACACCGAAUUCCAUUUUCAGAGUUUCUACGAAGAUACAAAUUCCUUGCAUUUGAAUUUGAUGAAAAUGUCGAAAUAUCCAAAGAUAACUGUCGUUUGCUUCUAAUUCGUCUAAAAAUGGAAGGAUGGAUGAUUGGAAAAUCAAAAGUAUUUCUAAAAUACUACAAUGAAGAAUACCUAGCCCGACUCUACGAAAAUCAAGUAAAGAAAAUUAUCAAAAUUCAAUCAAUGAUGCGUGGCUUUCUAGCAAAGCUAAACUUAAAGAAACAACGAUCUGGCCAGGUCGUCAGCAGCUAUCCAAUGUCCGCUGAUGAAUUAGAAGAAGACAAAGCGGCAAGGGUGUUGCAGAAAGCAUACCGAGGAGUGGCUGUUAGAAAAGCAUAUGCUCCUCUAGUUACCAAUCCAGCGGAGAAGUUGGACGCGUCUACUUGUAGAUUUAUUCGCAUUUACGCAUCCAAAUGGAAAGCCAAAACAAUGUUUCAAGUAUUAUUGCAAUACAGAGCUGCAAGAUAUCAUGAUUUGUUUAACUUUUCACAACAGGUGCAUUUAUUCAAUCAACAAGCCGUUUGUGCCCUUCAAAGAUUUAACAAUAACAUAGGUCUGGAUUUGGUUGACCGUCAUGCAAAACCUCAAGGGUGGUUGGGAGAAAUUAAACCAUCUGUUUUAAAGUUACCUUUUAGGCUGAUUGACAUUCCAUAUUUUGAUACAUCAUACAUGUGUGAUCCUUUAUCAAAUCCUGGGGUAGCUCUGGAUAAGGACGAAGAUUGGGACGCACCUUUUCAAUGGCGGGACAAUGUCUCCUCGAAGAUCACUAACACCUUACAAGAAACCAAGAUAGCCAUAUCCAAACCAUACUCAGCCAAUAUAAAAUCUCAUUCUUCAAUGCACAGACCAACCGAACCUUUAAUAAACCUUCCUUACUCCCGAGAUCCCGAUGAGCCUAUCAGAAGAUUAUCUACCAUGUCCAUGGAACAACCAGAGCCUAAUCACGGCAGAAAUCUAUUUCGAAAUAAUAAUCCUCCACCUCCACCAAUGUCAAACUAUUCAACCCAAUCAUAUGGUUUUAAUCAAACAUCAACCACUGCACGCCAUUCAUACAAUCCAAUGCAUUCUUAUUCAAACACAAACUAUAACAAUCAAAGAAACCAACAGAAUUCAACAUUCCCUCCCAAAGAUCAUGAAUACAAUGGUACAGGAAACAGAAUGAAUCCCAUAGCUGAGUUGCGUACAAUAGGUCGCAAGAACACUCCGGAAUCAGGAAAUGAAGAUGAUCCACCAUUUAACUUCCAAGCAAUGCUUAGGAAGACAAAUGUUAAUCGAGACUCAAUGAAACGAAGCGUGGAGACACUUCGAAAUCUAUCAUUCAAGAAUCGUAAAGGAUUUAGCCAGGAAAAUCUGGUUUACGAUAGCCGACAAAAUAGUUUAAGGAAGAACAGAAGUGUUGAUAGUUUAGAUCAACGGCAGCGACAGAAGUUGGAACUUGCUCCGGGUAUUUACAUGGAAGGUAUGGUUGCCGAUUUAUAAAUUUAGUCAAAAUGUUAUAAAGAAAAAGAUAUUAUACUCAACUCAACUUAAGUAGAAUAUAGAAUUAAGUGGUUAUAUGGCGGUUAUGUAAUUAUUAGCAUGUUGAAAGUUAAAGUAAACAAGUAACUUAUCUUUAUUACGUAGUAAUAAAAUUCAAAAUAAAUCAAAUUGAAGAUCCAUCUCGGCGAAAUCAAUGCUUCUUGAAACCAAGUUCAAAUAAAAUUUAAAAAAUAAUACAAAUAUAAUAACACUCUGUUUUCUGGCACACAUGUGAUCAGAAUAGUUUUAUCAUUUGUUUUGCCUGCGUUAAUAUUAAUAAACAUAUUCAGUAGUAAACAGGAUAAUAA